This is a messenger RNA of Ceraceosorus bombacis, 2865 nucleotides long. The record is from the annotation of a GenBank genome assembly. Lineage: Eukaryota; Fungi; Basidiomycota; Exobasidiomycetes; Ceraceosorales; Ceraceosoraceae.
AUGUAUGCGCCUGGACGUGUAGACAGCGACCUCUCUACCGACUGGUUAGGGCAUGCGCACAAGCGUAGCAGACGGAUCACGCCUCUCACCUUCAAGAAAAGGAGGAGCGGCGCAUCGAGUUCGAACAUGCGCCGCAGAUCGAUCUGGCUGAUUGCUCUCGCUUGCGCUGCCAUACUCUGCGCGAAGCCCACACUGGCUCGAGAGGAGGCGAGCGUCAAUUUUCAGUCAAGAGAUGUGCUCGCUGCGCGACAAGCCUCAAGCCAGAGUGAGGCGCUGGGCAGCACGUCAGGCUCGUUGUCAGCGUUGCCCUCCGAAGCUACUGAAGGCAUCACCUUUGUUCCUUCCAACACGCUGAGCAACGGUUCCUCGAUCUCCACUCUGGGACCAGGAGAGGCGACCAGUACGAUUUUGUAUCCCACUUCUAGCUCGGACGGCUCCGAUGAAGAUUCGGUGGCUCAGUUGCCAACUGGAGUGAGCAGGAUGGAGGGACAGCCAACACCCACGAGCUCCGGCCAGCCGCACGAUCCUCUGCUGGCCAUCAUGCCCGACUUUGCAUUCAGCAUGCCCGCUCAGAUUGUCGCCAACGGCAUCAACUUGGCGCUCGUCACCAUUCUUGGCAUUCACCUGCUCUUCACGGCUCAGUACCACUACCCACUGAGCUCGAGAAAUUACCUCUUGCAAGCAGUCAGCACAGCAAUGCUUCUUAUCAGCCUAAGCGUGCAACUGAACAUUGUCCUCAGGAAGCUCCACCAUCAAAGCCACACGUGGCCUUACAUGUUCGCAUACAUCGGUGUUCAGAUUCCCCCUCAGGACGGCACCUGGACGACGGUGCAGGAGGCCUUUUUCCUGCUCAUGCGUGCUUGCACAACUGCACUGGCACAUGUGAGUCGCAAACCUCUUUGGCCUUAAGCUGCGUCAAAGCAUUGACCCUCUUUCGCCUUUUACUGUCCUCAGUUGACGCACAUUCAAUUCUUGACGCUGCUGUUCCCAUCGGCGCUGGAGGCGCGUUUGAUAUUGUGGAUGUUGGGCCCGCUGGCUCUUGCGGCUUCUGGCAUGGAGUUCACCGCUCUCUCCUCAUCUGACGACGUCAAAACCUCAGACCUUGGAGAUGCAAUUCGGAACAUUUGCAACAGCACAUUGACCCUGCUCUACACUUCUGCGCUGCUGAUCUGGGGCCUCUUGGUGAAUCGCAGAAGAGCCUGGAGGACAGAUGGAGGGACAGCUGCUUUUGGUGGUGGUAGCGUUGGGUUGGCCAUCAUCAACACGGCCAUCAGCUUUGUUGAGAUCGCCUUUGAUCGCGUUUGGUGGCUGCCGGACAUGUGUUGGACACUGACAAUCUGGCAAAGCUGGCUCGGCUUCUGGUGGUGGGUCGGCUCAGGCAUGGUGAGUAUCGCGUCGAUGGUGAUGCACACCUGCGCAGGCUCACAUGCGUUGGCCACGCGCAUUCUACAGGGCAUUGGUGAGGUGGAAGACAGAGUCGAGCGACAAGAGCGCUUGCGCAAGCGUGAAGAACGCAUCAAACGCAAGCGGGACCGAGAAGAGCGACAUCGGAGGAAGGCCGAGGCUGCCGCUGCUACAGCCGCUGCGAAUGGCACUGAAGCUGGCAGUGGAGCUGAUGGCGACACUGCUUUGAUAGGCCACAUGAGGAGAUUCAAAGACAAGAUGGUUGGCGAGACGAACGCUAGAUUGCGAAGACCACAUCACGGUUCAUCUUCUGAACCCAACGAGGAGAUCGAAUUGGAAGGCGUCUCGGGAAGUGAGGCGCGCAACGCUGCAGAAAGGAGGCAUUCACCCGAAGCUGAUUUGCGAGGUGUGGAGGUGCACGAUGAGGCCCGCAAUGGGCCUCCAGGCACGGUCGUGGGAAGCAACAACCCAGCGGAUGAUGCCUUGACUACAGCUGGAUCCUCCAGCGAUACCCAUCCCACAUCCACCUCCGCUCCGGGCUGGUUCCAACCGCUGGGACAGGCGCUCAUCUCCUACACGCCCAGUUGGAUCACGCGUCGUUACAACAGAUUGAGAAGAGCCCACGAAGUGGCAGCUCGUCGAGCAGCUACCGAGCAGUCUGUGCUCCGGGAUCAGAUGUUGCACGCGUCUAGGUCGACGAAUGGACCCGGACUGAGGCACAUGAUGUUUGAUCCGCGCAUCGAGCGUCGAAUGGGCAUGGAUGAGGGAGAGGCUCGGAGGAGCAAUAGCGCCAGAAGGUCCGCAACGCAGGUCCGGCACGUGCCCGCUUUGGGUCUGGACGGACAUGCAGGAGCGGCCAAUCUGAGCGCUGAAGCUACCGAAAGCAUGGGCCGCGAUAGCAGCGGCACCCUUUCAGGGGAAGGCACGGGCAAUGCCACGAGCACAGAUCAGAGGACAUCUUCAUCUGAAUCUCGGAAUAGGGACACACCGCAAGCUUCGCCCACGAUGACCUUCCGUGAAGUUGGUCAAACUACUUCCGCUCGCUCUUCGUCUCGCGAGCAAAGUCGAUCGAGAACUCGAUCGGCACAUCAUCUAUCUACACCACCAAGCGCCGUGGCGCAAGAGGCCCGCCCAACGACAACGACGACGACAGGAUCCGAAAAUCCCUUCUCGACGCCCCGAAUCGAGGCGCGGGGAGCAGGAGCUCGUCCUCAUGAGGAGGACUGGCUCGACGAAGGACCGGUCAUCAUUUCUGGGGGUGGUAGAGCAGACGAUUACGAUGACCCACCAGCAAGCCGUGCAGGAGCUCCUUCAGGACGCGAGCGCCAAUUCGCUGAGAGCCAGGCCUCAGCGACAGCGCGACACGAUCCCACUCGCGGUGAUGCAGGCACUAGCCCGCGCUGGGCCUUCGCGAAUAGCAUUCGACAGCUUCGAAGGACGGACAGGUCUCAUUAUCCUUGA